AUGACCGCACACUCUGCCGUACGGCGCAUGAACGCGCAGAAACGGCAUGGUCUAGGUCAACAUACGAAGUCCAAGAGCGUGCCUGCGACGCUCAGCACGAAGAGCACGAAGACGCUGCAGCUUGGACGGAGCAGCUCUGUCGGGUCGAUCACGUUAGGCGCGCGAACUUCUGUUAAGCGCCGUCGUCCCUCGGUCGUCUCGCAAGCGCGCGCGCCUGUCGUGCCGAUGAUCGCGCCCACACCGGCGCGCGCGGCGCCUCCUGAACUGUCCCGUGUGGGAGCGCGAAGUGUGCCUGCACGACGAACGCCGCUCGGUGCGAUCUUCGACAAUACAGACGAGUAUGACAUCUCGUUUCCGACGUUCGACGCGGCUGUGGAGUCGGACGAGGAUCCCUCGGACAGUAUGGAGAAUCCCAAGCUGCACGGGUUCGAGCCGGAGGAUAACGCGCUGUUCGCGCUCGAAGACGCUCGGGCGAUCACGAGGAGGACGCAGAGUCCGCUGGCCAGCCUCGUUUCGCCGUCUUCGUCCUUCUCCCGCUCCAACUCGGACGACAGCGAGUUUUCGUCUCCUUCGGCCGGUCCAUCCCGCAUCUGGACGUCAUCGCCUGAGCCGUCCAUGUCAGGUUGCUCAACGGACGACUCGCAAUCCGUACUCGCGUCCCCUCCGCAAUCGUUCUCCUCUUCAAUGUCCGCGCUCGAUCAUAUUCCGGGGCAGUAUAAGCGCGUGCGUGCACACCAGCCGGUGGUGGAGCGCGUAGCGGGCGCAUGUGCUGUACGGGUUGAGCAUUGGACGCCGCUCGCUCCGGGUUUGAGGCCGCCGCAGAUGAGCAUGAGUGUAAGCGACUCAUGGGCGCGUCCCAGCAGCUUGCGAUUCAACCUCCAGUCGCCCACGCCCUCGCAUACCCCGCGCGGUCUUCCGUAUCCACCAACGCUGGGUUCGCCACAAUCGCCACGACCCGGUAGCCCCCUCUCGAAAAGCUGGUCGAUCCAGAGCGCCUCAUCAGCAUCGGCCAGCCAAGAUGAAGAUGUCCGCGUACAAAGCCCAUCCAAACGUUCGCGCCCGACGAUCCUGCGCAAGCUGAGCGCGGAAGUGUUCAGCGGGUUUGGAGGUGGGAGUAAACGGCCGGCGAUGCAUGGGCGGGGGUUCAGUAGUCCUGCUGUGCCGAGGGUCGUGGAUCUGAAAGAGGGCGUUAAUGUUAAUGAGGCGGGCGGGAGGCCGUUGAGUUUGCUUGUUACGGCUAAGGCGCCUGAGGAGAGGAGGGAGAGGAGGGGCUCUGGGUUUUUGAGGAGGAGGGUGUCGUCGUCUGCUACUGUUAAGGCGGAGAGCAGGAGGAGCGUGUUCGGGUUGCGGCUGAGGUGA
Molecule: messenger RNA, 1359 nt
Organism: Peniophora sp. CBMAI 1063
Lineage: Eukaryota; Fungi; Basidiomycota; Agaricomycetes; Russulales; Peniophoraceae
Source: the annotation of a GenBank genome assembly